AGGGACAUUAUUCAACCCGGAACUGUGAAUGUGAUCAAUUAGAACUCUCCGAAAACUUGGAACGAAGUGUAACAGCCGAUCGUGCGAAAAGAAUCAAAUCACUGUCGCCGUUUCGCGCGAGCCAAGCGCAGAUGUUUAUCCGCUCCGCUGCUCCGAGAUCUCGCAGAGAGUGAUUUUUCCUGCUCUCCAACAGGUUGUAGAUAUUAAUUUCUCAACAUGCCACAACAAAAGGAUAUAGUAAAGAUUGCCAUUCAGAUGCCGGGCGCAUACCCGCAGCUCAUUCAGCUAGACCAGAAAAAGCCCCUCACCGCUGUCAUAAAAGAGGUUUGCGACAAGUGGAAUCUUCCGGGUCCUGACAACUAUGCCCUGCAAUAUGCAGAUGGGAUCCAGACGUACAUCACUGAAUCUAACCGCCUAGACAUCAAAAACGGCAGCAUCCUGCGUUUAACCAAAGCACCAGGCCGUUGUGCUGAAGAUCUGUAUAAAGGCAUUCAGAGUUCAGACUCCGGCGUGCGCUGUGACUCUCUGAAGCUGCUGGCCGAUGUCUCCACCGACAUCACAUUCGCUCAAGAGUUUAUCAGCCGUGAUGGACACUCCCUGCUCGUCAAGAUAGUAGAGGACGCUCACGAGGCUCCUCUGAUAAUGACACACACUCUUACUGCUUUCAUGGAGCUCAUGGAUCAUGGCAUUGUGUCCUGGGAGAAUCUGUCCAGUGUCUUUAUCAAAAAGAUCGCCGGUUUUGUGAAUGCAAAGGUUCUAGACACGUCCAUCCAGCAGGUGUCACUGGCUAUCCUGGAGAGCAUGGUGCUCAGCAGCAGUAGUCUGUUUAAUGAGGUCAAACAAGAAAUCACCCUGGAGAGACUCAUUUCCCAUCUGCAGGUAACAAACCAGCAGCUGCAGACUAAGGCCAUGGCUCUGCUGAUGGCGAUGCUGCAGGCUGGUGGAGAGGCAGACAGACAGCUGAGCGAGCGUGUCAUUGCAGUCCAGUCUGUCACAGCUGGACGCUCACUACAAGAAAGACCCAUCAUUUCAGUGUCCGUUUCUCCUCCCCUGCUGGUUUAUUCAGGCUUCCCCAUCUCCCCUUUUCAGUUCACCUUCAUUUCUCUUGACCUGAACCCCAGAGACAUGUUGUAG
Sinocyclocheilus grahami is the source of this 1134-nucleotide messenger RNA. RefSeq names its product engulfment and cell motility protein 2-like. The record is from RefSeq and is a predicted model, not a curated record. Gene Ontology annotation, biological process: actin filament organization; cell motility. The coding region runs from base 217 to 1134 and encodes 305 amino acids. Lineage: Eukaryota; Metazoa; Chordata; Actinopteri; Cypriniformes; Cyprinidae. The transcript is spliced from 10 exons.